CGCAUGCGCCCCGCGGGACACUGUGAGAGCAGCCUGCGUAGGGAAAAGGUGGGGCCGCACAAACCAAUCGCUUUGAGACGGGGCGUUGCUGGUGCCUAUUGUGAGGUCCGAGGUGCGAAGAGGCGGAGCUAUACAGUUGUCGGUGAAGCGGCUGGAGCCAUUCUGAGCUGCCCGGCUCGGCGAGGAGUCACAAGGAGAAAAAGAGCAAGGCAGACUCGAAGUGGCCUGGCCUGUGUCUUGGGGGUAGUGACCGAAAUGGUGUCGUGUAUCAUCUCUCGAGCCGUUGUGUUGGUGUUUGGGAUGUUGUAUCCUGCUUAUUAUUCAUACAAAGCCGUAAAGACAAAAAACGUGAAGGAAUAUGUAAGAUGGAUGAUGUACUGGAUUGUGUUCGCCCUUUAUACUGUUACCGAAACAAUAGCAGACCUUAUGAUCUCUUGGUUUCCACUGUACUAUGAACUGAAAAUUGCUUUUGUUAUCUGGUUGCUCUCUCCCUAUACUAGAGGGGCAAGUUUAAUAUAUAGGAAAUUUCUCCAUCCUCUUCUUUCUUCAAAAGAAAGGGAGAUUGAUGAAUAUAUUGUUCAAGCCAAAGAACGUGGCUAUGAAACAAUGGUUAACUUUGGAAAACAAGGCUUAAAUUUGGCUGCUACUGCUGCAGUCACUGCAGCAGUAAAGGGUCAAGGGGCGAUAACAGAAAAGUUGCGGAGUUUCAGCAUGCAUGACCUAACAACUAUUCAAGGUGAUGAACCAGUGGGACAAAGACACUUCCAGACUUUACCGGAUACCAAAAAGAGAGGCAAAAGCUCUACCAAUGAAUCCUUAGGUUAUGGUAUUCCAAUAAAAAGGGAUUCUGAAGAUGAUAAAACAGAUGAGGAGAGGGAAGGAACCUUUUCAGAAGAUGAGACAUUGGCUCAGAGAGGCCUCCGGAGAACACAAAGUAUGAAAUCUGUAAAAACUAUCAAAGGCCGCAAAGAGAUGCGGUAUGGCUCAUUAAAAUAUAAGGUGAAGAGAAGACCACAAGUGUACUUCUAAGUGAUCAUCCGAAUUUGGCUUAAAUCGAACUGCUGUAUUAGUUGCUUCCUGCAGACCCACCAUGAUCCUGAUCCUGUGUGCUGGGCUUUCCUAUUGUCUGAAGGCAAACACUUAACGUACAGGUGGCUUACCUGAUGUCACUGCAAAGCUUUCCCCCUGCUCAUUGAAGAGAACAGGAAAGACCCCUGCGUGCACAGAGCUCUGCCUGCAUAUCUGAGUUAUUAGCCACUGUGUUCAGGAUUUAUAUGUAUCAAACGUGGUAAGAGUUUAUUGCUUUAAAGAGUGGAGUAUGACACUUUUAGUCUCUAAAUUUCUAUAAACUAAUUGCUAAAGAUGGAUAAGAUAGCACUUUAGGCUUCUGUACUUCGUAAAGGAACGCAUUUUAAUGACUAACUCUUAGAGGUUCUUAAAUGUGGCUCUCAUGGAUGAGUGUUUAAGUGGUUGGUUGGUGUCCAACGCUUAAUUAAAAUUGCACACCUCCAGCAUUGUCUUACUAUAUUUGCAAAGGUUAUACUUGAAUGAAUUUUAUUUGUAGAUUUCUAAAAAAAACAAAACCUUAAUGUCCAAUAUGAGAAGUGAGUGUGAAGAAAAUAAGUUCUUUGCAGCAGAUUCUCUUAACUUGCUUUAAAAACACUUUGGUGUGGAUGCAAAGAGCUGCUUAGAAUCAUACAAAGAGUUUCUGUUACCCAGUGAAUUGCUUGACUCUUUUUUUUUUUUUAAAUGGCAACUGGCUUCUGUACCAAAUGACAAACUGCUUUUGAAACUCCAUUGUUAUGUGACAUCAGGAAGCUGGUUUAAGCAAAACGAAUGUAAAGACGCUUGGGUUCACAGAAAUAAUUCCUUGGUUCUUUGGAUCCUGACCUCCUUAUUGUUUUAACUGAGGCUUUGAGUGCAUCCUGUGCACACAGCCCACCUGAUCACUCAGUACGUUGCUGUUUCUGGUUCUGUGCACUCAAAUUUAUUGAUUUGCAGUACAAUGAUAGCUCCAAUGGCUUGUUUCAGUGCAGUGUUCACCAUGGAAUGAAUGCUUUAUUUGUAUUGUCUUUUAUACAUUUUCUAUCUUGGGUAUACUUGUGCAUGUGAAAGGAUGCAACUAAGUAAGUUCGGCCAGGUGCCUUUUUGUUUUGGUUAGAAUUCAGUUUCUGUCUAGCAUGUGUAUAAAGGAUUUUGAGUUAAAGUUGAAGACCAAAAGCUUUUAAACCUUUCUCUCAGAUAUUGGAAGUCAGACAACAUAUUGUAUAAUUAGACACUUCAAACACAUGAUAUAAGAGAACAUGCACAUCCUAAAGUUGCUGUUUUCUCCUGUGGUUUAGAGUCCUGUGAAUUUCUAAUGUUGGUUUUUAAAAGCAUGUGUGUGAGUGAUGAUCUUGUAUAUCAUUGCUGAAGGCUUUAUGUUGGAGCAAUGCUCAGAACUGAAAGCCAUAUUAGGAAUACAGAAUAACUGGAUAGUUGAACUAACGUAUAUGUCUUAUUUAUGUAAAAGCAGCAUGUGUCACUUGCAUUAACAUGAUGCAUUUCUGUGGUAUCUUUUUCAGAGCAACAGCUUGAAUGCUUUUGAAUCUUGAUUGAUAGUUGGUGUUCACUACUUAAAAUAUUGGCUCACAAGACUAGUACUACUUCUGAAGGGUUUCUUGCCCUUUCUGAUCAGGUGAAUCUCCUGUUCUGCUGGGAUAACCAGGAGUUUUAGUGCUAAACUCUGGAUGUAAAAAUUGUAUUAGGCCCUGUGAUCAUUAAAAGGUAUUCAAGUAAACAUGAACUGAAAUUCACAUUUUAAGGCUGAUUUUCACCACUGCAUGUGCUGGAACCUUUUUAACUGAACACUUGGGGUAAAAAAUGCUGCUGUUAUAUCAGUUGAUGCUAGACUUUAAUCUGAUGUAAAGCAAUUCCAAAGCAAUAUAACUUUUUCUUGCUGCAAAUAAUUUUUCAGCAAGUUGACAAUAUGUAUAAAAGUUGAACAGAAUUCUUAUUUCAUGCCAUGUAGGAGUGCCUCUUUCUAGAGAAAAACAUCAAUCUCUUCUAGCAGAGAAGGAUUAACCAUUUAUAUGAAUUACUGGCAGCCUGCCCAGCUUGAAGAACCAAAACUUUCUUUGCUGCUAUGUGCUUCAGAAGAGGUAUUGGCAGUAUAUGAAAGAGUGCCUGCCACUACAUUUCUGUAUGGUUAUGCUAAUGUGGUUAUGCUGAAUGUAGGGAGAGGAGCAAUGUGGCAUAUGGAUCAAAGGAAUGUAGGCAUGAUAUUUAACAUCUUCCACAAGCCUUCCUGCUCUGGAAACUCUCAGUUAAUACAAUAAAUCAGAGAAUUUUUAAAAAGAAAAAAAAGAAACACUAUUAAUUCAGCUUAUUGACAGAAUGUAGUCUGAAAACAUGGCUGGGUUCUCUUAAGAUUACACCUUAGUACUGCAUUUUUGUUUUAAGAACUUUUUUACAUAAACAUUGUGAGAGCUGGUCUUGUCGUAGCAAGCAUGAAUUGUCCCCUUUGCUAAGCAGGGUCUGUCUUGGUUUGCACUUGAAUGGGAGACAACAUGUGUGAACACUGCAUGAUACUCACCUUAGGGGAUGGGGCCACUCUGGGGAGAGCACCUCCAUGCUUGCAGAAAGUUCCAAAUUCCCUCGCUGGCAUCUCCAAGAUAGGGCUCAGAGAGACGCCUGCCUGUAACCUUGGAGAAGCCACUACUAGUCUGUGCAGACAAUAUUGAGCUAGAUGGACCAAUAGUCUGACUCAAUAUAUGGCAGCUUCCUAUGUAAUAUUCAUCUUAUGGUGUCAGAUAAACAACCCUCCCAACUCAGCAUUUUCUUUCCCACAACUGAUCAAACUGGCUAAUUUCAAAGGAAUUGUAUAGGAAACAAUUGUGAAACAAUGCAUUCUUCAUUACACUUUAGCUGUUGGCAGGCUCAUUUGUUUCUAUAUUUAUCCAAGCCUUUAAUCAAAAAGUUAGAAACUUGUCCCCAGAAAAUGAUAUAAUAAUAUAUUACACUUUUGUGCAGUGUUUAAAUAAUAGAUACUAGACAUGUAAUGAGAAGUGCUUAAACACAUACUUGGUAUGGAUAUACUCGAAGGGUGCUCUUGACUGGCUGAGUCUUCCCAGGUCUGAUACUGUACCUGUAUUAGACUUAAGGCCGCUUCCCAGGAGACUCGUGGAAGCCACCAGUGGUGCACUCCUGAAACACUUGAUGAGGAUGUUCUUCAGUGAACUGAAAGAGAGGCAGAUCAUCCUGCUGCAACCUCACCCAUCCCUUCAUUUGCUUCUUGGGUUCCAAAAGCAGCAAGGUAAAGGCUAGAAAUUAAAUGUAAUGGUUAUAUUAUAUCAAAAUACCUUAUUUUUGACAACAUGAAAGGCGUCGUCUAGGUCAAUGUUCUACAAAGUAUUUAUUUAUGCAAAGGAAACGUAUGCAAAGGGGACUUGCAUACUAAUUUCAAGGACAGCUUCUUAUCAUUUCUUGCAAUUGCAAUUUCAAGAUUUGGACUAAAAUAGUUUAUUUCAAGAUGAUAAGCUUUAACACUAUUUGUAAUUAACUGUCAACUUGUUUACAUAUUUAGUAAGGGGAAACUUUCUUGCAUUUUGUACUGAUAUUUCUUUACCUUUUGUAAAUACUGUUUUUGAAGAUGCUCUUAUAACUUUUUUUUUAAAGCAGUGCAUAAUAAAAUGAAUACACUUAA
Hemicordylus capensis (graceful crag lizard) is the source of this 4684-nucleotide messenger RNA. It is a transcript of the gene REEP3, whose product is annotated as receptor accessory protein 3. Bases 4 to 1029 code for a protein of 341 amino acids. Lineage: Eukaryota; Metazoa; Chordata; Lepidosauria; Squamata; Cordylidae. Gene Ontology annotation, molecular function: microtubule binding. The record is from RefSeq and is a predicted model, not a curated record. Gene Ontology annotation, cellular component: endoplasmic reticulum membrane; cytoplasmic microtubule; endoplasmic reticulum tubular network. The transcript has 8 exons. Gene Ontology annotation, biological process: endoplasmic reticulum tubular network organization.